This is a messenger RNA of Phalaenopsis equestris, 5508 nucleotides long. RefSeq lists its product as uncharacterized. NCBI's taxonomy places the organism in Eukaryota, Viridiplantae, Streptophyta, Magnoliopsida, Asparagales, Orchidaceae. The record is from RefSeq and is a predicted model, not a curated record. The transcript is spliced from 4 exons. The coding region runs from base 465 to 5111 and encodes 1548 amino acids.
GGUUUAUUUCGAUGGGGAAGGGUUCUGAAGUCCAGGCUGGAAUCUCAUCUUUAUCGGCUCAGUUUUUCCUCCGGCUCUCUCGCUUCGGUUCUUCUUCUCUUUUAGAUUAGGUCGUCGGAGCGCGGUGGCGGCAGGCGGUGCAGCGCUUUUUCUUUUUGUCGUUUUGAAGGAGGUUUGAUAUAGAUUUGUUUGGUUUGGAUAAAGAUUUACUUCCGUGUCGUGUUCUAGUCACCUUUGAUAUGGGAGUUGCCGGGUGGGCUGGUUAAAGGGAUUGAGAUGGUGGAGCUUGGUGCAUGAGGUUUUGAUGCUUCUGUUUGUUGGGAAGUAGGGCGGCGGUGUUGGCGGUUUGAAUUGGGUUUGGGGACUUGUAGUUAUAGCGGGGUUUUUGGGAUUACGGUGGCGGCUUUUGGUUUUUUCUUUGGAUUGAAGGGGCGUUCGAUGCAACCCGGUGGUUGCCAUAUCUUAUGCCUUCGCCACAUACCUGGGAUCGGAAAGAGCCCUUUGUCAAGGACAGGAAGCAGGAACGGGGUGCGGGGUGUGAUGCCGUAGGUGGAGGUGGAGGGGGCGGUGUCGGUGGGGGCUCCUGCUCUACUUCACGAUGGCGGGAGCCCUACCAUGGGCAGCGGGAGUUCCCCCGUGCAUCCCCAAGGCGGCCGUCCUCAGGUCACUAUAGGCACGACGGCGGGUACCAGCAGUUAUAUUCUGAAGAAUCAAGCGGGCAUGGUUGCACGCCUUCCCGGUCUGGGGACAGAUUUUGGCAGGAGGAAGACAUCUUCAGGCUGUCUUCGGGAAGAUGCGGGGGUAAAGAAAGUCGGGGGUCUUCUCGGCGAUCGCCUUCUCUUGACUCUGGUGGCGACAGUGCUCGGCCGCACCUCGCUCCUCCUUUAGCUGCUCAGAGGUCUGUUGCCGUUCCGAUAACAAACGCAUCGUCCUCUUCCUUGUCUCCGAUCCCUUGGAAAAAUGUUCUUGACAAGAGUGAUGGCGUGGAAACAGGCCAAAAAUAUGAUCGGGACCAUUCUCUUGGUCCGAUCGCCUGGAAGCCUCUUAAGUGGAGUAGGCCGUCGAGUGUGCAGACGCCAAAGACUGGCCGAUGUGAGGCUGAAGAUGCCAAUCUUGAGAUUUCGGCGCCCCACGUGAAGGAUUCUCCAGCGAGAUCUCCUUUUACAUCUCUCUUGCAGUCAGAUGAUAGAGCUCCGAAUAAGAAGCCCCGUCUUGGCUGGGGCCAGGGUUUAGCGAAGUAUGAGAAGCAGAAGAUUGAAGGAUCUGUGGAUGUUUCUGCACAUAAUGGAUCGGCUCAGUCAACCAGCAGUGCUAAGAUUGUCGUCGGUGAUUCAAGUCCAAAGUUUUCUGUUCUUCCUGGAUCCAUGUCUCCCGCCACCCCUACGUCGGUCGCAUGCAGUUCAUCUCCAGCUGCUACAGAUGAAAAGCUCCCUAUAAAAGGAUUAAAUUCUGAAACCGAUCGAGCUCAGUGCAGUGAUUCAUCAGGCCUUGGGAUUCAUAAUUCACCAAAGGAUAUUUCUAUUAAAUUUGAUCAAUUGGAUGCCAAUUCCAUAAGUUCCCUGGCUUUACUUCUCAGUGAUUUGUUGCAGCCCGAAGAUGCUUGCUCAGGAGAUUCGUCGUUCACUAGAAAUUCCACUAUAAACAAGCUGUUACUAUUGAAGAAAAACAUAUCCAAAGAACUGGAAAAAACUGAAUGUGAAAUUGACUUAUUUGAAAACAGGCUCAAGUCUAUUGAUGGUGAUGGGCAGAUAAAUAGUUUUCAGGAAUGCUCUGAGUCAUUGGCAGAAUUAUCUUCUUCUGAUAACUGUAUCGCGGCUUCUUCUGUGUCUUUAGAGGGACAAAUGGCCGUGCCCAGAAAUUUUUCAGAAGAGCAGGCAACUACUGUGAAGGGCACAUUUCAUCCUUCCUCUGAUGGUAUUAUAUGUGUUAGCUCUCAAUUUCCGUCUUUGGAGACAGAGAAUCCUAAUUCUAGUUUAGAUUACAGAACUGAAAAAGAAGAUAAUAGUUUGCUAGAUUUUAUAAUGACUUCGAACAGGGAUGCUGCCAAAAAAGCUUUAGAAGAGUUUGAUGGGGCCAUACCUCCUUGGUUGGCACAGUAUAAUUUCUCGGAAUUAGAUUUCUCACAGUGCAAGAAAAAUUACAUAAGCAUUAGAGAGAGAUUAGUGAUUAAAAAGCGUGUUUUGAAAUUCAAAGAGCAUAUUCUCGCUUUAAAGUAUAAAGCUUUGCACCAUUUGUGGAGAGAGGAUCUUAAAGUACUCACUAUGAGAAAGCAUCAGCCAAAAUCAAGCAAGCGUUAUGAAGUGAAUAGCCGUUCAUCACAUAAUGCUAUACAAAAGCAUCGAUCUUCUAUUCGUUCUCGAUUUGCAUUGCCUGCAGAAAAUCUAACCCUGGUUCCUUCAACAGAUGUAAUAAACUUCACCAGUAAGCUACUUUUGGAUUCCCAGGUGAGGCUUUACAGGGAUAACCUCAAGAUGCCAGCACAAAUUAUUGAUGAAAAUGAUAGGAGGUACUCUAAAUUUAACUCCAACAAUGGUUUAAUAGAGGACCCGGUUGCUCUCGAGAAGGAAAGAGUAACUGUGAAUCCUUGGAUGCAGGAAGAAAAGGAAAUUUUCUUAGAAAAGCUCGCUAGGUGUGGUAAAGACUUCGAAAAGAUUUCUUCCUUCCUGACCCACAAAACAACAGCAGACUGCAUCGAGUUUUAUUACAAGAACCACAAAUCUGAGAGCUUUACUGAAGUUAAGAAGCAUCUUAAAUGGAGAAAACAAUUACAGAACAGACAAAGCAACACGUACCUAAUAACUUCUGGAGCUCGGUUUAAUCGUGAAACCAACACUACUUCCCUUGAAUUAUUGGGCGCGGCAUCUUUGAUGGCUUCCGAGGGCAAUUGUAACAGAAGAAGCAGUAGUCUAAAGCAGAGCGGCAAGUCGGGUUGUUAUGAUGCAAGAGUUUCUCGUCGGAGCAAUGGUUCUUUAGAAAAGACGAAUAGUGAAAUUUCGGGAAGCGAGCGAGAAGCCGCCGCUGCCGACGUUCUCGCUGGUAUAUGUGGUGCUCUUUCGUCGGAUGCAAUGAGUUCUUGUAUUACAAGCUCUGUUGAUCUGCCGGAGAAGUUCCGCUUUGCGUCAAUUGACUGUUCUCUUACCCCGGAAGGGGCCCAUACGAUCGACGAAGAAGACAUGUGUUCUGAUGACAGUUCAGACGAAUUGGAGUCAGCUGAUUGGACCGACAAAGAGAAAUUGAUGUUGAUUCAAGCAUUAAACAUUUACGGCAAAGACUUUGUUAAGGUUGCACAAUUCGUCGGAACGAGGUCACGAGAUCAAUGUAAGAUUUUCUAUAGCAAGGCAAGAAAAUGUCUUUGUCUUGACGUGAUCCAACCUGGGUCGGCCAAUGAGGUGACGCCAUUGAGCGAUGUUAAUGGUGGGAGAAGUGAUAGUGAUGAUGCUUGCGCUGCUGAGAUUGAUUCGGCGAUCUGUAGUACACAGUCAUGCUCGAAGAUCGAUGCAGAUUUCACGCAGUCAAUCUUAGAAACCUGUAGCGAAGGGCACACCCAACAAGCAGAUGCAGAUGGGCCAUGCGAGCAAUGUGAGAUUGUUGGAUCCAUUCCAGGUGAAGCUGAGGCCAAUCUCAAUAAUAAGGCUUCGGUUCUUAAUGAAAAUAAGCUUCUAAUUGUGGGGGGCAAUCUGGAAUUUGUUAAAGAUCACGGGGAAAUUUGCAGUUUUAGUUCGAGAAGCAAUGAGCCUGAAUCAAGUAACAAGAGUACUAAUGAAAUGUUACUUACUGAAAAGUCAAAGUCACAGACUGUGGCAUCUGCUUCUGCUUCGGAUGAACUAAGUAAAGAACAAAACUUGAAUCAGUUAGUUGAGGUAUUCGACUCUGUAGGUGAGAAGACAGCAAGUGUUAAGAUCGAGGAAAUUGUUAAUGUUGGCGAAUCUCUUAUGUUUUGCCCAAUUUCUUAUUCUAAAGGCAGUUCUUGUGACGAUGGAGAAAACAAGAAUGUUGAAUAUCCUCCUAGUCUUCUCUCUUCCAAUUUCCCACUCCAUGCUCCCUUGGAAGUGCCGUCUUCUUUGCAGAAUAGACCUCAGAUUAAAAUAGUGCAACCUGAUUCGGCUGUUUCGAUUUCUUUUAAUGGUAAGGACUCUUCCAUUUCCCUUUUCAAUUUGCAGGAUGGAGAGAAGUCCCUACAAGAAUCUGUUUGUAGGGAUCUUUCUCCAAUUCCCCUUCAUCACCCAUUUUCGAAUCAGAUUGAUCCUCUGCUUGCUGCCCGGGGCUGUUCCAUGCAGUCCUUGAUUGAGAAUCACAAGGAGUUGAAGAUUAACAGAAAGAUGAUUGUUGAAAGUUCAGUGAUGGCUAAUACAUUCUCCCAAUCAAAUUCUUCUUCUGUUCCAGGAUCGCACAACGACAAGUGUGUUGGUGAAGGGUUUUUAAAUUCCAGGUCUGAGAUCUCAAUGGUCCCCAGACCGGAUCAUAAGUCAGAGCAAAACCUCACUGCCGGUUCUGGUGAUCAGUCUCAUCGAGGUGGUGAUUUGAAGUUGUUUGGUCAGAUUCUCACCCAUCAAUUUUCACAAAAAUCGCAUGAAAGUGGCAAAGUGUCCCUCUCACCCAGACAAAAUUCAAAUGCAACCAAUAAUUCAUCAUCUACUCGUUGGAAGGAUGCAGCUAUAUUUGCUCCAAGGCCCGGAAGGAACGGCCUCGUUCACCAUCUGGGCGAGCUGCCUCAACGAUCCUAUGGUUUCUGGGAUGGUAACCAAAUUCAAACUGGAUUACCAUCUCUUCCGGAACCAACCAUCAUGCUUGCAAAUUAUCCACCUUUCAGUAUCUCCAAAGAAAUAAUCGCGACCGGAAACAAAGAUGAUUAUAAACAAGCGCAAAAUUGCUCUCUUUCGACGGAGAAGUUUCUUGAGACUUACCCUGAGUCGCAGAAACGAAAUGGUUUUGACUCACUUUCCGGUUUCCCGCAUGAAGGCCGGAUGAUGCACCACCUCGGCGGCGUGGUGGUCGGAGGCAGCGGGGUGUCGGAUCCUGUGGCGGCCAUCCAGAUGCAUUAUUCAGGGAGGAGAACGAAGAUCUUCUCCGGCGACUUGGAGUCGUUGACGGGGGACACCAGAGGAAGGUAGCUUUGUGGAAGGUUAGUAAAAUCUGUUGUGGUAGAGGCAUUAAGUACAGAUGCCAGCAGCAGCUGUAUCAUAUUCUGUAGUAGUCUCAUAAGCUGAAUGAAAACGAUGGGGUGGGAGUAGGUUGGCUUUGCUGUUCAUACCUGUUCUGUAGUAGUUUUUUUUCUUUUAGUCUCUUAAUGCUUUGAAUUCCUUUUAUCCAUUAUUUUCUGUGUCAGCACAGGUAGAGAGUUUAGGGGGAGGUAUGAUUCCUUUUAAUUUUUGUUUUAAUGUCAUCAUUAUUUUGUUUUGGUGGUUUCUCCAUACAACACUGUCGACCAGACUCCCACUGGUUCUAUCGUGUAUUUUUCGGAUGCUUGUAGUUUUCAAUUCUAGUGGCAAAGAGGCCUUUGUUUGCGCA